AAUUCAAGAUGGCGGCGACCGUGUCCGUUACUUCGCCGGCGAGUGAGUUGAGGGAAAACGGUGAAAAUGAGGAAAGUCACUGGGAGGAAGAGGAGGGAGAGGGGGGAGAAUUCCUAGAGGAUGAGCAGUGGCCGGUUGCGGGGCUGGAGACGGAGACGGACCAAGGGAAAGUUGGCGGUUUGGAGGCCGAGGAAGCAGCGGCGCCGCACCGGCGGACUCCCGAGGAGACGCUGGCCGAGCUGGAGGCCGCCGAGAAGGAGCAGCGGCUGCAGCGGACCUGCCGCGAGUUCCGAAACCGGCGCAAAAUCAUCAUCAGGAACCUGCCGUCGGACAUCAUCACUCAGGAAGUUUAUGAACUUCUGAGUGGAUAUGACCUUAAAUACUGUUUUGUGGACAAAUACAAAGGAACAGCUUUUGUCACUUUAUUGAACAGAGAUCAAGCAAACGAUGCCAUUGAGAAAUUUCACCAGUCAACACUGCGGGAUAGAGAGAUUUCAGUCCAACUGCAGCCUACUGAUGCUCUGCUUUGCAUUGCAAAUCUGCCACUUGCCUUCACUCAGCAGCAGUUUGAAGAGCUGGUGCGGCCUUUUGGGAACCUGGAGCGAUGUUUCCUUGUGUACAGUGAGGUUUCUGGACACUCAAAGGGAUAUGGCUUUGUGGAGUACAUGAAGAAAGACUCUGCUGCCCGUGCUAAAUCGGAACUCCUGGGGAAACAGCUGGGUACCCGAACCCUGUAUGUUCACUGGACUGAUGUAAACCAACUGACUCUUGACCUCAUUCAUUCCAAGUGCCUGUGCGUGGACAAACUGCCACAUGAUUACAAAGACCUGCAGGCACUCACUGAAGCCUUCAGCGACACUUAUGAGCCAACCUAUUGUCAGCUGGCUCAGGGACCUGAUGGGCAAUUUCGAGGCUUUGCUGUUGUGGAAUAUGAAGCUGCAGAACAAGCUGAGCAAGUGCAGAGGGAGAUGGACGGUCUCUGGGUUGACGGGAACCACAUUCGUGUCUCGUUCUGUGCACCUGGACCCCCAGGACGGAGUAUGCUUCCUGCCCUGAUAGCAGCUCAAGCUAUGGCAAUGAACCGUGGAAAGGGUCUUCUCCCAGAACCGAAUCCUGUGCAGAUUCUGAACAGCCUCAAUAAUCCAGCGACAUUGCAGCUUCUCCUAAACCCAUUUAUUCAUGGAGGCACAGGCGCACAGCAGGGAAUUCUGGGAGCUCCUCUUCCAGUGCCUCUGCUGGGGAAUCCUGGAUUAGGUGCAGCCCUCUUGCAAAUGGUUUUCCAGGGCCAAAACCCAGCUCAAACCAAGAAGCCUGGGAUUCUGGGCGAAUCUCCUCUUGCAGCUUUGCAGCAAAACCCAAUUGGACUCGGAGCCCCUCCACCACGAGGAAAGGGACUUCUUGGGGAAUCACCCACCGGACUGAAUUCUGAGAGAGCACAGGGACAGAUGAAGCUGCCUAUGAUGCCAAUGGGGACGAUGCAAUCCCAGCAGUAUCUUGGUCAAAUGCCAGCAGACAUGCAGGGAAUGAUGGAGAAUCCAUCACAUUCUCGGCAAGUUACCUCUCCUCCAGUUACUCCAGCUCCUCUGCAAGGAAUCCCCACAUCCAUCCUGGGCUCUGUGCUCAGUGAUUUGAAGAAACAGAGGAAGCAAAACAUGUCGCAAGUGGAGACUGGCUCAGUCACAUCAGGGCCAUCGCUGUUGGGAGAACCACCAAAAGACCUUAGAAUGCCUCAGAAUCCAUAUCUCAAUCUGCAAAGUGUGUUCCCUGUUAACCUGCCUGGCAAUUCCAGCAACUCAAUGUCUUAUGGCCAAAGUACCGGCCUUCUGGGAAACUACCCCAGUUCCAGCUCCAGAGUUCAGCAGGGUUCCAGCAUCAGUGACUAUCCGGAGUCCGGAAGCAGCCAGCUGGCUUAUGGAAAUUUUGAAAGCUAUGAUGAUUACAAUCACUCAUACAGGGACUAUGAACAGGAAAGAGAAAUGGAGCGCUACGCACUAUCACGUAAUCCUGGGCUUAGAGGGUACAGUCGUGACAGAAACGAGGAAAGGGAGUUGGAGAGAUACUCGAUGUCCCGUGACCCUGGCCUAGGAGGAAUGGGGGGCUACGGACGUGAUCGAAAUGAGGAAAGGGAGCUGGAACGAUACCCACUAUUACCUGACCCUGGACUUGGAGGAUACGGAUCUGACCGAAAUGAGCGAUCAACUCCAAGUGGAUACAAUGAUAUGGAACCUGCUGCACCUUCAAUGUACUCCAGCUCUCCCACAUCCUAUUUCACUAGUGGUGUAAGAGCUGGACUCCGACAAGGCUAUUCCACCAAGUUAAAUCCAGUUCUGAAUUCUGGGGCAGGACUCCUGGGUGCUCGGCCUGCCAAUUCACCACCAGGCUGCAUGCUGAAGACGCCACUUGUUGGUCAUAAGCGGGGUGCUUCUCACCUGAUCCCAUCGCCCGAACCCAGCCCAGAGGGAGGCUACAUUGGGCAGCAUUCGCAAGGCCUGGGGGGCCACUAUGCUGACUCUUACAUGAAGAGGAAGAGGAUAUUUUAGCUGGAGACCUGGUGUUGCCAUCUAGAAUGAUGUGGUUAUUUUUCGCUUAAGGGUGUAAAUCUUGUACAGAUGUUUUUAAUCUCUGCAUCAAAACACUUCAGUCUUUGUUUUUUGGAGGAGGGUGAAACUUGUAUCUGUGAAUUUGGGGUAUGCAGAAGGCUGGAACCUGUAGAACUGACAGAAGCGUGACUGUGUGGCACCCAUGAAUGAAUGUUAGCCACAGAAGUACCAAUAUGUAGCCUUCAACAUGCAAAUUCCCAUUGUUGGGGGAGGUGAGUGCAUAAAGAGAUGGAAAUCACCAUCCGCCUCUCUCACCUACCUCAUUGUUAUUGACUGAGCUCUGGGACCAGCGAUUGUGAACCAGUGAGUGAUCUUUGGGAGUACACUUCGGUAUUUUGCAUUUUCUUCACUGCAAACUUAAAAACGCGUGAAGUUGGCUACAAAAAUUAUCCCAGUAAUAAUACCCAUUAAUAAAUUGGACUCCGUGAGCCAGCCUGAAAACAGUCACUUGUUUGUGUUGCUGCAGCAAAAUACACACUUAAUAGCAUUUUAAGCAAGUAUUUUACUUUAAAGCCAGACCCUAUAAAUUGUCGUUUCUCCUUGGUGAUUUACUGUGCUUCUGUGCAAUUUUCUUCAUUAAUUUCCCAACGCAUUGGAAUUAAUUCAGUGAUUAUUUUCCUUUGUUUGAAUUGCACUGCACUCAGUUUUUAACAUUGACCAUGCAGCCAGCUGGUUCGGUCCUUUUGCAUACCCCUAAAAUCUGUAGGUUUAUUUUUCAAUGUAUUUCCUUAAUUUUUCGUUUCAUUCUGUGAACCUACUUUUGCCUUUGAUUUAGAAAUGCCCCCUUUUUUUUUAGAUCUGCAUUUUUUAGAGAAUUAUUUGCAGGAAAAGGGUUAUACACUUGUCCCCUUUUUUCCUUUUUUAAAAAAAAAAUUCAAAGUAGUUGGGGUAACUAAUUUUGUUCUUCCUGUUUUAUUUGGCAUGUGUGUACACAUCAGUGUUUGUUUCUACUUAUGACAACUUUGUUCUACAAAAACGUUAGACAUUGAAUUCCUGAUGCCUGUUAACUUGUGGAACUUUUAUGCCAGCCAACUUUUCACUAAGUUUGGACAGAGAGCCUGAACCAGCAAGUUUGGGCCCCUAACUAUAAAAUAAAUCAGAUGUAAAUUUAAGAAUCGGUAGCGGACACUGCUGACACUAGCUUCCGUUACGAUGCUGUGUGCAGGUUAAAACUACGGGAAGUUGCAAGUCUCUUCUAGUUGUCUUGCAGUACAUUAACCAACUGCACCGUUUGUGUUGUCAAAGUUGUUUUGCCUCAAUAUUUGAAGUUGGCAGUGAAAUUUCAGUUUUACUGCUCCUCAAUCCGGGUUUGAGAUCUGAGUUGAAGGGAAACAGGUUCUCCUUGAAGUGCUUGUCCACUUUGCAUGAUGCAGCAUGUUGGGAUUUUAAAGCAAACCCCUUGUAAAUGCCCAAGAUUGAGGGGGGAAAGAGAACAGGGGAAAAAACUGCAAGAAAAAGAUGGUUUACAACACCUUUGGGUUCCUUUCUUAAUUCUCUCUUCCCCCUCUCCAGCCACUAAAAGUCAAGUGAAGAUGAGUAAAAUCUCUGCGAUGAGAAAGCAUGUGAUUUUGGGGAGAGGGUGAAAUGUAAUAUUGCAGAGCAAAGCAAACAGGCUGAUAAAAAAUCUGGUAUGCCUCACACAACCAAGAUGCCGUACAGAAAACAAAAGUGUCUGCUGUGAGGAAAUAGAUGUCCCCUGCACUGAUAGUCCUCUAUUGUGCCCAGUCGUUUAACUCAAUGCUCAGUACUUUGACUCUAGUUUGAUCCUGUUGAAGGCUGAACUCUGGGCAAGUAUGACUGGCAAGAGGUCCCAAAUCUGACCAAGUGGAUAGUAACAGAGCAAGUAUAGAGUCCAUUCCAAGUCAAUUUUUCUCCCCUUCAAUGGGUGUGGAUCCGUGUCAGAACUUGUGCUUUCAUUGAAAUAAGUGUUGGUGAGUGGGCAGCGAUAGUGACUGUUGGCAUUGUUUGGGGAAGAUCCCAGCCUAAACUGCCCUCACCUGUUGCCCACCUUCCAGACUGAGAAACUGGAUAGUAAUGAAGAAUGUGGGCUUUAACCUCCUCCUCUUGACUAUGGCCAAUUGUAGCCGUGAUCUGCUAACUCAGAAAGCUGGAGAUUGACUCUUCCUGAGUGUCUGAUUAACCUGCUCAGCUCCUCUUGGUGUGUGAGCUGUGAACCAUAUUUAACAUGCUGUUUCAGCCUGUUCGCCUCAAAGUUAGGAAGUGAAAGGGUAAGUUGACAGAUUCCUGCUUUGAAUUGCUAUCCGGUAACCCCUGCUGGAGUGUGCAUAAGGACUGGGCUCAGCUGCACUGUUCCAUUGAUACUGGAACGUUGCUAAUGCCAACUGUCUUGGCUCAACUAUAACAAAUGAACAUGGGGCACCUUGGGGAAAGGGAUCAAACUGGAGACAGUUUCUGUAAUUGAAAUGAAUAUUUCUACACAUACUGCCCUCUGCCACAGAUUUGCAAGAAGGAAGUAGCACAGGAUGUGCAGAUUGUGUCUGAAGUAAGUGUGACCAUUCUUGUGAUGUCUCCCACAGUGAGUCCCUGACUUUAGCUGCACCAUCAUAGGAACAGCAUAGGUUAUUCAAUCCAUUAACUGUGUGCAGAUGGAGGAUGGACUUGAUGUUUAGCUGCUGCCCCUUCCCUGUGCUUUGGAGGUCAGUCACCCAGGGGCUCACUUGUUUUGUAGCUGCUUCAAGUGCACCAGAGACUUGCUGUUUGUGUGGGAUGAAAUGCGGCAUAAAGAGCCUAAAAAGUCAGGAGUGUCUUAAUCAUUGGACAUAAGUUUAACUGCAUAAUUGAGUAGGAACUUAGUGCAAUUUCGUGUUGGAGAAUCCUGUAUACAUCUCUAAUAAAAUUGGAAAUUGCUCUUAA
Carcharodon carcharias (great white shark) is the source of this 5474-nucleotide messenger RNA. It is a transcript of the gene raver1, whose product is annotated as ribonucleoprotein, PTB-binding 1. The record is from RefSeq and is a predicted model, not a curated record. Gene Ontology annotation, molecular function: mRNA binding. The transcript is spliced from 16 exons. Gene Ontology annotation, cellular component: cytosol. Lineage: Eukaryota; Metazoa; Chordata; Chondrichthyes; Lamniformes; Lamnidae. The coding region runs from base 9 to 2540 and encodes 843 amino acids.